CGCUGGCAUUGCUAUUCGGACUGGCUGCUACCACGGUUUGUUGGAACCACCGCCCUCUCACAUAACUACCGACGCUCAUAGCAUUCAGGGCGCUCACCCGGGAUAAAGAGAGUUCGUCCUUGAACUUUCGAAGUAGUGGAAGGUUUUGUCAGAAAGGAGUCUUUCCAGGGUUUUGCAUAUCUUGUUCGACAACGGACCCACAUCUCGAUAUUCGUGCUGAGCCGAGCGGAUACUGUUGGCCAAAGCCGCUUGCUCUUCAAUCGUCCUUUCUAACUUCAUUCAAGUCGAUUUCCACCUUCCCGGACAAUUUUCCUCCCCCCGGCCCCCCGCAUUAUGACCGCCAAAAAGCAAACGUCCCAAUUCUCUGCGCAAGCAGUGAAGCAACAAAAGCAAAACCACGAAUUGCAUCAAACGGCGGCCUUCUCUCUCUCCGCAUUCGACAAUGAAGCACCGAGGAGCGGCAGUGCCGGCACGCCCAGCUCAAGCCAGUAUUUGGCUGCCGUGGCGCCCGGCGUAGGGUCUUUCCGGUUGCGUGUGUGGGACACCCGGACCUCGUCCCUAGCAGGCGAACAUGUCGGUACUGCCGGUGCCACAUGCACGGCGGUCUCGUGGGGUACUACUCAGGAGGGGUCUGCGAGUACAGAGGGAGAAAAGAAGAAGAAGAGGAGAAGGUCAGGAGCCCCUACCGCAUCGACCGGCAACGAGCAGAAGGUGGUUGCGAUGGGUCUUUCCAAUGGGGAAGUGCAGAUUUACUCCCUCGCGCAUGGCAAGGUUGUCAGCACUCUGAGUGGCGUGCAUACGGCUGGCGUGACGGAUUUCGCGUUUGCGGCUGACGGCGUGCGGGGUUACUCUGCGGGUCUGGAUGGGAUAGUCGCCGAGUGGGACGUUCGGACUGGAGCGGAACUGGGACGGAUGGUUGCGGAUGGCAAACCGGUAAAGAAGGUCCGCGUGUCCAACGACGGCACGAAGCUGCUGACGGCCGGCCACGCUAUUCGGUUAUGGGAUGUUGCUGCAAGAUCGGUACUAAAGACAUAUCCUGGGCACGCGUCUGAGGUCAUCAGACUUCAGUUCAGCGCCGACGGUGCGCUCUGCGUCUCGGCUGCGGAGGAUGAUAGGCACUUAGGUGUCUGGGACACUACCAAAGAAGGCACCAGUGAUCGAAUCACGUCUCUCACGAUGGAGUCGUCCCCUAUCCACAUUGCGCUUUCGGCAAAUAACGCCGUGCUGUCGCUAACGGAGGAGGGAGUUGUAUAUUUAUGGGCGGAUGCGGCAAAGACGGAGGUGACGGCCUCUGCGAGCAAGAAGAAGAGAAAGACAGCAAACCUAUCACGACCAGCGGAAAGCAGCAUUCGCAUCGUGUCCACGGACGACAAGAAGCCAUUACCCGUUCUAGCCGCCACGUUCUCUGACGACAAGGUUCUGAUCGCAAGGGGACAUGUGGUCAAACCCGCUUUCGAACGGAUAGACUAUGUCAACGACGACGGAGCAUUGCACAACAUCGAGCUGAGCCGCAAACACGUCCACUCCGUCCUCCUGGAACAGGAGACCGCCGUAGGCGCGUCUGGCGCGAAAGGAUCGACCACCCCGUAUAAGGAGGACCACAACACUCUAAUCCUCGGAGCCGGUGACCUCCCACUCGACAGCUCCUCCCUCACCGGCGACGCGCAUCUCCUCUCCAACGCCGAGCAGAACGCACUGAAAGAACCCACCCUCGAAGAGCGUCUCUCCGCCAUGUCCGUCGCACCCACCGGCACAGACACCAAAGCGGCACGCAGCACCACCACCAAAUCCCGCCGCCCGCCCACCGCCAACUCCCUGCACCAAAUGCUCUCCCAAGCAAUCCACACCAACGACAUCCAGCUCCUCGAACAAGCCCUCCAAGUCCACGACCCCGACAUGAUCCUCGCGACCGUGCGCCGCCUGCCCCCCGCCCAAGUCAUCCCCCUGUUAGACCAACUCCUCCUCCGCCUCCAAAAACGCCCCAACCGCGCAAAACAGCUCAUCGAAUGGGUCCGCGCCGUCGUCCUCGUCCACGCGGCUUACCUCAUGUCCGUCCCGCACCUCGCCGCGAGUCUAGGCGCGCUGUACCAGUUGCUUGAUUCGCGCGCUGCGGUUUUCCAGAAGCUGUUGAGGUUGAGUGGUCGUCUCGAUUUGGUGGUUUCGCAGACUGCGUUGAGGAGUAAGGCGAGCGGGGGGGAGGUGCUCGAGGAGGAGCCGUUGGUGGCGUAUGAUGAGGAGGAGGAGACGGAUAGUGAGGAUGAGGAGGGGUUGGAAGGGGAGGAGGAGGUUGAUGGGAUGGAGUUGGAUGAGGAGGAGGAUGAUGAAGAGUCUGAAGAAGAGGACGACGUCGAUGAAGACGACGAUGAAGACGACGAAGAAGAGGAGGACGAAGACGGCAUGUAAAAAAAAACACAAUAACACCCUCAAUUCCACACCGCACAAGUCUAUCAUCCUCAAAUCCGUACGCACGCACGCACGCACGAGUCAACCGCAACAUCAUCACAAUAGACGUAGUAUAUAUAGGCCACCAUCACCACACGUAGGGUAGAUUUCACGGGCGCCCGCCGUCCGCUGUCCGCUGUCAUAUCACACACCGUACCGCGUCCACAGCAACCACUGUCUCCAUCCCUUUUUAUUGUCAUUCUUUAUGUUUAUUUCAUCUUUUAUUGGGUAUGCAUGUGUCGCAGCGUAUACUUGGUUGAGCGUUCUCGGUCUAGCGGGUCGUUUGAGGAGGAAAGCGGGGAUCGUCGAGGACGCGUUCGCCAUCGCAGCUCUGAU
This is a messenger RNA of Fimicolochytrium jonesii, 2778 nucleotides long. RefSeq names its product WD40-repeat-containing domain protein. The transcript has 2 exons. Bases 334 to 2403 code for a protein of 689 amino acids. Gene Ontology annotation, biological process: maturation of SSU-rRNA from tricistronic rRNA transcript (SSU-rRNA, 5.8S rRNA, LSU-rRNA). The record is from RefSeq and is a predicted model, not a curated record. Lineage: Eukaryota; Fungi; Chytridiomycota; Chytridiomycetes; Spizellomycetales; Powellomycetaceae. Gene Ontology annotation, cellular component: nucleolus. Gene Ontology annotation, molecular function: protein binding.